Messenger RNA from Liolophura sinensis, 2351 nucleotides. RefSeq names its product endoplasmic reticulum junction formation protein lunapark-B-like. NCBI's taxonomy places the organism in Eukaryota, Metazoa, Mollusca, Polyplacophora, Chitonida, Chitonidae. The transcript is spliced from 11 exons. The coding region runs from base 47 to 1423 and encodes 458 amino acids. Gene Ontology annotation, cellular component: endoplasmic reticulum tubular network. The record is from RefSeq and is a predicted model, not a curated record. Gene Ontology annotation, biological process: endoplasmic reticulum tubular network organization.
GAGGAAGUUUGGCGGAAGGAUGGCAAAGUGAGGUCAAAACAGAAAGAUGGGCAUUAUCGUGUCUAGGUUUAGGAAAAAGCAGACGACUGAAGAAAUCUUAGAUGGUAUUGACAAGAGAGUGACAGAACUACAGAAGUUUCGAUGGCGGAAUCAGCAACUGAAAAAGCAGUACAUUGGCAGCUUGAUUCUGUACUCAAUUGUCAUCUACAUUUUGGCAGCCUUGGUUUUUUUCUUUUACUAUUUACCAGACACCUGGAAAGACCGUGUAAUCUACUCAACACCACUCUUAAUCUUUCCAGUGAUAGUAUGGCUACUGAAGAAGUUUCUACAUUGGUAUUUCGUGAAACGCAUUGCCCAAAAUGAUAUUGAAUUGGAAGAGAUUAGGAGCAAGAAGAAGCAAAUUCUUGAAGAAGUCAUGGAGAAAGAGACGUAUAAAAAGGCUAAGGAGAUCCUGGAGAAGUACGACCCAGAUAGAUUUAAGAAGGUAGAGAAAACAGUGAUAGUUACUAAGCCUGUGAUAACUCCAGCCUCAUCAGGUCUGCGACAAAGAUCUGUGGGGUUUAGAGGUCCAUCACCUCAGUCUGGAAGAGGGCGUGGCAUGUCUCCUGCAGCAACACCACGCCUACCUCAGGGUCGUGGAUCCCCUAUGCAGCCUCGCCAGAUUAUGUCUGCUGGCAGAAAUGGCAAGCCAGUGAUGAGUCCAUACAAUCAGCCACCUGGGCCUCCCUUACCAAGACCAGUCUUACCACGAGAGCGGGGUAAAAUGGACAAGCUGGUCGAGUACUUUGUUGGGGACGGUCCCCAGAACCGUUACGCUCUCAUCUGUCGCUACUGUCACUCUCAUAAUGGAAUGGCACUCAAAGAAGAGUUUGAAUAUCUCACAUUUAGAUGCUGCUAUUGUUACCAACUCAACCCAGCUCGUAAGCAGAGACCAUAUGCACCAAAAAUAGACUUCACCUCUCCAGCCCCAUCAGGUAGUCCAUUUCCCAAGGGCCCCUUCCAGCAAUCUACUCCAAAACCCACUCCUACAGGAUCAAAACCAGUGAGAUCAGGAGCUGCAGAUCUGACUAAAGGCGAGGAAGAUGGUGGCUAUGAUGGGGAAAGUGAUGAGGAUGAGUCUGAGUCUGGGGAAGAUGACAACACAGAAGAUGAAAAGGAGAGUAAGGAAAGACUAGAUGCAAUUGAAGAUGGUGGACAGUUACCUCCCCCUGGUACAGGAAAACAGGAAGUAGAGGGCCCGGCCUCUGAAAUAACCAAUGGUGUUCCAGCUCCUCCAAGUGAGCAGCACACGAAGACAGUUGCUGCGUCGAAACCAGACAUUCAUGUCAAUGGCCAGGACAUUGAAACAGAGGAGUCCUGUCCAGACCAUACCAAUGGCCAGUCAAAUGUCUCCUCACUGAUGCAAGAGAUGAGGAUUUCAUAAUGCUGUGUACAGAACAUUGCAUAGGCAAGUUUUACUGCAUCCAUGUUGAUUGACUAGUUUUGUCAAUCAUCAUAGAGGCCAGUAGAAUUGGCCAAUGAUAGCAGUUUGUUUGACUAGUCCCCUAACAUGACAUAAUGAUAUAUCUCCUGUCAGAGGCCAUCCCUUCAUUGGCAUUGUUGUUACCAAGUAGAACUGCUGGUUCAUCUAGUCUUAGGAACUGCUUGAUAAAUUCUAGAUUUUGGGCUUUUGGUUACUUUGAAGAGUAAACUUCACAGCUAUCGCCCCAAGUGAACAACUUUGUAACAAGGGAUAUGUGCAAGGCCAGUGAAUCAGCAGGUCUUCAGGUAAAAGCAGUACCACUUGCUUUGUACCUGGAAAGUAGAACUACUGUACCUCUGUUAGAGUUAUUGUGUGUUUUACUUCUGCAGUUUUUACAAUUUAUGUCACCUGUGCAUCACUAAGUAUGGUGUGUUGUAUUCAGCUGUUGUACAGAUUGAAAUUUGUGCAAUGUAUGGAUUGUUCAGCAAGUUUUCAGAGUAAGUGUGGUUUCUUCACACAGUACUCGUCACAGGUAUCCCAGAACUAAAGGGAGAUAAGUCAUUAUGUCAUGUCAGACAGUCUCUCACGGAAAAGAGGUGCUGUAGUUAAAAUUUUGACCAAUCAGGUUAUCUCAAUACCCAUCUGGUGCAAUAACAUGUUACUCUCUGUAGUAGGUAGACCAGUGACUUGAGAUUGUGGCCCAAGUGCUAUUUACAUUUGUUGUGUUUUGGUUUCAUGUACUUCACUAUUUUGAAUGUUAUGUAAUUUAUUCAUUCCCACAGUGCUGUGUUAUUAAUGCCUUGUAUAGCUUAUGUUGCAACUCAUUUUCAGAGGCUGAUAAUUUACACACAAUAUUCUGGUCAUCAGUUUAAAUUACGGUCAAUGAAGU